This is a messenger RNA of Aspergillus alliaceus, 3151 nucleotides long. RefSeq names its product chaperone ATPase HSP78 (gene hsp78). NCBI's taxonomy places the organism in Eukaryota, Fungi, Ascomycota, Eurotiomycetes, Eurotiales, Aspergillaceae. Gene Ontology annotation, cellular component: mitochondrial matrix; cytoplasm. The coding region runs from base 235 to 2673 and encodes 812 amino acids. The record is from RefSeq and is a predicted model, not a curated record. Gene Ontology annotation, biological process: cellular response to heat. Gene Ontology annotation, molecular function: ATP binding; ATP hydrolysis activity. The transcript has a single exon.
GCGGCCACCAAAUAGCCCCUCGAUGGGGCCGCACGUGAUCCGUGACGGAGCUGGUCGGCCCUCUUGUUGAGCUUCCGCCACUCACCGUUGUCGCCGCGGUGGAGCUUUCGAGAAGCGUCACGAUGCUUGGGGUUGCUGGGGUAUAUAGGCAUCUCAUAGUCUACUCUGUAGGCUUGAAUGGCUUGAAGUCGCACCUGAACCACCCCAAUCUCGAAUCAUUGCUAGAAAUUAAACAUGGCUUCAAGGUUACAGCUUACACGAGGUCGACUGUUGCGCUCCUCAGCACUAUCAACGUCAAACCGUAUAUUCCACCCCUCUCACCAGUUCCGUUUACCAUCACAGACCCGGAUCCUUCCUUCCGUCGCAACUAAGGCAUCCUUAUUCCAGCCUCACCAUUUGGUUCGCAAUUAUGCCAAUGGACGCCCACACCCUCCCGGCGGCACCCACCGUAUGAACUUGGGAGGUGAAUCCGAAAAGUCAGCUUUAGAACAAUAUGGUGUCGACCUUACUGCCAAGGCGAAGGCCGGCAAACUGGAUCCCGUCAUAGGCCGGGAUGCCGAAAUUCAUCGAACUAUUCAGGUUUUAUCGAGACGGACGAAAAACAACCCAGUGCUUAUAGGAGCUGCUGGUACCGGGAAAACAGCGGUUUUAGAGGGUUUAGCUCAAAGAAUUGUUCAAGGAGAUGUCCCAGAGAGUAUCAAGGAUAAACGGGUCAUCUCUCUUGAUCUAGGCUCACUUAUAGCCGGCGCCAAGUUCAGAGGUGAUUUCGAGGAGCGCUUGAAAUCUGUCCUCAAGGAGGUUGAAGAGGCACAAGGCGGUGUGAUUCUAUUCAUCGACGAGCUACACACUUUACUUGGUCUCGGAAAGGCAGAAGGCAGCAUCGAUGCUAGCAACCUUUUGAAGCCGGCACUGUCUAGGGGCGAACUCCAAUGCUGCGGCGCUACCACUCUCAAUGAAUACAGACUGAUUGAGAAAGAUGUCGCCUUAGCGAGACGGUUCCAACCCAUCCUAGUUGGAGAGCCGUCAGUUGCCGCCACUAUAUCGAUUUUGCGUGGUAUUAAGAACAAAUACGAAGUCCAUCAUGGUGUACGAAUCACAGAUGGCUCUUUGGUGGCGGCCGCCACCUACAGUAACCGUUAUAUCACUGAUCGCUUCCUUCCAGACAAGGCGAUUGAUCUAGUAGAUGAAGCUGCUUCAGCCUUGCGACUACAGCAAGAGUCGAAGCCGGAUGUAAUCCGGGAGUUGGACCGAGACAUCACCACUAUUCAGAUUGAGCUCGAGUCCCUGCGCAAGGAAACCGAUGUCAGCAGCCGCGAAAGACGAGAAAAACUCCAGGAAGAUUUAAAAGUAAAGAAAGAAGAAGCCGCCAAAUUGACUGAGACAUGGGAGAAGGAGAAAGCCGAAAUUGAGACGCUCAAGCGCACCAAAGAGGAUCUGGAGCGUGCUCGCUUCGAACUUGAUCAAGCUCAGAGAGAAGGAAAUUUCGCAAAGGCCGGAGAGUUGAGAUACUCCACCAUCCCGAGUCUCGAAGCCAAGCUGCCAAAAGAAGGCGAGGAGCAAGUUUCAGGGUCUCAGGGUCUGAUUCAUGACUCUGUUACGGCGGAUGACAUUGCCAACGUGGUUUCUCGGACCACAGGUAUUCCUGUCAAUAAGCUCAUGGCUGGAGAUGUUGAGAAACUGAUCAAGAUGGAGGAUACGUUGCGGAAGUCAGUUCGUGGUCAGGAUGAGGCGCUUUCUGCUGUUGCCAACGCCGUCCGCAUGCAGAGAGCAGGCCUUAGUGGAGAAAAUCGACCCCUUGCUUCAUUCAUGUUCCUUGGACCUACUGGUGUUGGAAAGACUGAAUUGUGCAAGAAAAUGGCCGAGUUUUUGUUUUCUACCGAGACGGCUGUUGUGAGAUUCGACAUGAGCGAAUUUCAAGAGAAACACACAAUUAGUCGCCUAAUUGGCUCCCCCGCGGGUUACGUUGGCUAUGAAGAUGCUGGUCAGCUCACAGAGGCCGUUAGACGGAAACCGUACGCAGUUCUGUUGUUCGAUGAGUUUGAAAAGGCUCAUCGCGAUAUAUCUGCCCUGCUGCUGCAGGUCUUGGAUGAGGGAUUCCUCACGGAUGCCCAGGGGCACAAGGUUGAUUUCAGGAACACACUCAUUGUGCUUACGUCCAACCUUGGAGCUGAUAUCCUCGUGGGAUUAGAUCCACUGCAUUCUCACAAGCAGUCGUCCGAUAAAGACGAGGUUUCUCCUGAUAUCAAAAAGGCAGUCAUGGACGUUGUGCAACAUGCAUAUCCCCCAGAGUUCCUCAAUCGGAUCGACGAAUUCAUCAUUUUUAAGAGACUCUCCCGAGAAGCUCUUAGGGAUAUUGUCGAUAUCAGACUUAAGGAGCUUCAGUCAAGGCUUGACGACAGAAGGAUGACCCUGCUAGUGGAUAAUGAGAUCAAGGACUGGCUUUGUGAGAAAGGUUAUGACCCCAGAUAUGGCGCUCGCCCCCUCAACCGCCUGAUUGCGAAGGAAAUCGGCAAUAGGCUGGCUGACAAAAUCAUUCGUGGUGAAGUCACUUCCGGACAAACCGCUCAUGUCUCAUUCAACGCCGAUAAGAGUGGACUUGAAGUUACUGCAGAAGGAGCGAAGGCUGCAGAUGCAACAAAUGCAACAUACCCAACAGAAACCGAAAAUCCAUGAAUCUGUUGAUAUGAUCUUUUAUGCUGCUUUUCUUUAGUGGCGUUGGAUAUAGCAGGCAUGUUCGAUUGGUUUGAAAAUGUGGGGACGUCUUUGCUCAUGAUGUCUAUGUAUAUUGACGAGAUCUCAUUUGUGUACAUUACUAUAUGGCUUUUAGAUACAUAUGUAUAUUAUUAUUAUUAUAUUCUUAACCAAUUAUCUCCUUUUAAUUGGCCGCAUUUCGAGUCGAAAAUGAUCAAGACACAUUCUAGCAUUCAGUGCCUAAGGCCUACAGCCAUUCUCACGUUAUCUGAUGAUAGCUUUUCAAUCACAUUUACCUUCAACAACUCCAGUCAACAGGAUUUGCCUCAUAGAAAACCAAUGAUCAAACGCAUUGGAGAGCUGCACGAAGAAAAGACAAACGGCGUGUCACUCAGACAUCACACCCCAUUCCCUCGAUUCUAGGCAUAGCCGUAACAGAGCUGUACGGUCUGCUGUCUCG